Messenger RNA from Drosophila grimshawi, 2715 nucleotides. It is a transcript of the gene ast, whose product is annotated as protein asteroid. The transcript is spliced from 3 exons. The record is from RefSeq and is a predicted model, not a curated record. NCBI's taxonomy places the organism in Eukaryota, Metazoa, Arthropoda, Insecta, Diptera, Drosophilidae. The coding region runs from base 1 to 2538 and encodes 845 amino acids.
AUGGGUGUCCGAGGCUUGACCAGUUACAUAGCGCAACGCGCGGAGAUCUAUCUGAAACCGUACGAACUUCACAACACUGCUUUAGUCAUUGAUGGCGACAAUUUGGCAUGCAAUUUGUACAAAGAUGUGACAGGAACUUAUUCCGCCUUUGGCGGCGAUUACGAUGAUUUCUAUCGGGCUGUGUUGCAGUUCUUCCAGGUGCUGGCCGAGUGCCAGAUUCGAGCGUAUGUCCUGAUGGAUGGCGGCUACGAGGAGCGUAAAUUGCGCACAGUGAGCAAACGGCUGAGGGGCAAAAUCGCUGUAAUAAAACGCAUUAAUCCCUGUGCAUCAAUCACACUCUUCCCGCUGCAUCUGAAGGAGGUGUUCGUCGACGCUGUCAGGGAUUGCAAUGUGCCUGUCAUGCGCUGCGUCUUCGAGGCGGACGACGAACUGGCUGCACUCGCCCGGAAACUCAACUGUCCAGUUUUGUCUUACGACUCCGAUUUUUAUAUACACAAUGUUAAGUACAUACCGUUAAUUACGCUCACCGUCAAGGUGCUCACCAAACAGCUGACCAAGCAGCCCCGAACAGCUGAUCAGCGCUCGUUGCGCCAACACGAAGCAAAACACGUCGAGAAACGCACAAAAGCCCACAAAAUUAUGAAUGGCAUUAAAAACAGCUCGGCUGAGCAAACAUCCAAGUCGGGCGCAACUUAUAAAUAUCUGGACUGUUGCAUCUAUCGCGUGGAGCAUCUGUGUGGCCGUGGCGCACUCAGCGCCGAGAAAUUGCCCCUAUUUGCAGCGCUACUCGGCAACGAUUACAUUGCGCGCUCUGCAUUCCGGAACUUCUUUGCCGUGGGCAUGGGCAAAGCGGGUCGCAGUCGCAAGUUGAAGAAACAGCAGCGAAGGAUUCGCGUCAUUCUCGAAUGGCUGCGCGAUCAAACAGCAGAAUCGGCACUGGCCAAAGUGCUCUCCAGGCUGAAGAAGACACAACGCGAUUCUUUGGUGUCUCAGGUGCAGGCGGCGAUUUCUGGUUACUCGAAUGAACUUUGCCAUGCCUACGAAUUCUUUGAGAAGCACUACGAGAAUGCCUUCCCCUACACGGCUGAGACAGACAGUGAGGAUGAGCAGGAGGAGGAGGAGCAGGAUCUAAGUGAGCUAGAGGAUAGCUCAGCAGAGGAGAAGGAAGACGAGGAGGAGGACGAGGAAGCAGAGCAAAAACAGCAGCAGGAAAAUAGCAAUGAAGAGGAGGAGGAGCUAGACGAGGAGGAGGAGGAUGCCACUGAAGUGGAGGAUAAAACACUGCUCUUUCCGCCUUGGUUUCUCGACAAGCUCUAUCCGGGCAGUCUGCCACGUUACAUGGUCGAUCUGCUGCACCUGCGCAAGUACAUCAAUAACCCGCAAAUCGAGCACUUUGCGCACCACGACGCCAAUGCUCUGGCCCUGCCCAUACUCACCUACAGCUUUGCGCUGCUCCAUCAUGCGACGCCUGUCAAGUUAGAUGAAUCGGGGCAACCGAUACCCAUUGAAUACACUUAUUUGACGCGUGCCUUGCGUGUGACAAAUGUGCGUUAUUAUCGCCAAGCCAUUGAGAAACCUUUGCCACUCGAAUACGAACCAUCCGCGCCAGAUGCGAGACAUUUGCGAGCAGUGAUCGAGUCACAGCUGCCGCAUGCGAAUGUGGAUAGAUUAUUCCAGCAGCUGGAUGAGCUGCCAGCGGAUCUGCAGUUGUAUUUGCUGGCCAUUGUCUACUGGCUGCACAGAUCGGAGCACUGCGACAUGCUGCACCUGCACGCCCUGCUCCUCAGCCUGGUCGUGCUGCGCACCGUCGAUGUCACCAUACCCGCCGAGCGGGAGCUUAAAGAGUUCCAGCGUCGCUUCGGCAAGAUCCUCAAACAGGAGCGGGCGGUGCGUGACAAAGAGGCAGCGGAGGGGGUGAAGCGUGGUGUGAAGCCGGCGCUACUGGAUCUGUCAGUGGUGGAGCGGAUGGCACAUGUGCCCAAGUCGGAUUGCUAUCUGGUGCAGGAGAAGCUGCUGCCCCAUUUUCACAUGCAGGAGAUAUUCAAGAAGAAAUAUGAUUUGUAUUCUACCACAGUGUUGCAUGCCUUUGCCGAGUUCCAGUCGGUCAUCUAUCAGUUGAACGGACUGAAUGCACUGCUCAACCAUCCCCGUCGCAGUCCGCGAAUGAAUCAACUCUUCUGCGGUGCUCUUAUCUAUAAUCUUUAUGAUCUGCUGCGGAAUCGGGUUGAUGUGCGCUUCCAUGUGGAGCAUUUUCUGCUAGCAGAUUCGCGGCUGAUGUUCGAUUUCUAUUGCUAUCUGUGGGAUUGGUGUGCGGCUUUCGUGCCGCCCUGGAAACGGCAGUCGGAGGCGGAGCAGGCGGCGGCCAAAGUGAUCGAGAAGAAGCGUCUGAAGAAGCAGCGACAGGCGGCACGCAAGGCUGAAGCAGUGGCAGCCGAUCCAAAUGCGCAAAUGUUGCACUCAAGCGAUCGGGAAGAGGACGAUGGGCAGCAGGACGAAUUUUACGAUUUGAAUAACAAAUUUUGCGGUUUGAAAGUGUGAAUCGAGUUUUGUUUACUAUUUCGAAUGAGGCGCCGGCAAUUGUGCAAUUGCUCUGUUUGCCAGCACUGACAAAAUGCGCGUAAUAUGUAUAUUGAGUGCAACAAUCGAGGCAAUACAGCUUAUCGUUUGUUUGAUUAGAUAGUAAAAUAAUAAAAUAAAAUUUUUAAAUGCAACAAA